CGCCAACGGCGCGAUUCGUUUGUUUACUUUCGCUAUUGAGCGCUAGCUGGAUAAUGUAGGAACCAGCAGGGGAAGAGGGGAGUUUGGCAGGCUGGUUUUCCUCCUCCUCAUAUGGCAACAGCGUCGGUCAAAUGUCCGCUUGUGUGGCUGCUGCUGGGGCUCUGCGUCCGGCUGUCCGAGACCGGAAACACUCGCGUCUCCAUGGGCGACGACGUCCUGCAGCCGUACGCCCACGGCCACGGCCCGUCCCGUCCCCACCGCCACGUCAGAGACUGUCAGUCCGUCGUCCACGGCAACAGCACCUACGAGAGCCACCCCUCCAGCCGCGACGGCGGGCUGCCGGUGGCCGAGUCCACGGCGUUCGUGUCCGACGUGCCGAGGAGCUCCAGGAUGGUUUAUGGCCACAUAACGACGGUGCGCGACCCCCUGAGGACGGUGUCGGUGCUGGAGCCGGGCGGGCCGGGCGGCUGCGGGAUGAAGCAGAGGGCCCCGGUGGAGGAGACGGCCGAGGCUGCCGGGUGUCUCUACGCCCAGAACGCCGGCUUCUUCAGCACGUCCACGGGCCGGUGUCUGGGCAACGUGGUGAGCGACGGCAGGAUGGUGCAGGACAGCGGAGGGCUGCAGAACGCACAGUUCGGCAUCAGGAAGGACGGCACCCUGGUGUUCGGGUAUCUGUCCCAGGACGACGUGUUGGACCAGUCCAACCCGUUCGUCCAGCUGGUCAGCGGCGUGGUGUGGCUGUUGAGGGACGGCGAGGUUUACAUCAACCAGAGCCUGGAGGCCGAGUGCGACGAGACACAGGAGACGGGUACGCACUGUACACUUACACACACAGGGAAACUACUUCCUGUCAGCCUGCAGAGGUUGUAGUCUGGAAGAGUCGGCGACGUUUUGGGCCAAUCAAACACG
This is a messenger RNA of Etheostoma spectabile (orangethroat darter), 909 nucleotides long. Its product is annotated as N-acetylglucosamine-1-phosphodiester alpha-N-acetylglucosaminidase. Gene Ontology annotation, biological process: secretion of lysosomal enzymes. The transcript is spliced from 4 exons. The record is from RefSeq and is a predicted model, not a curated record. The coding region runs from base 112 to 870 and encodes 252 amino acids. Lineage: Eukaryota; Metazoa; Chordata; Actinopteri; Perciformes; Percidae.